AUGCCAACAAGAUACGAUCCUGAAAUUGAAAUCGAUCUGACUGAUUUUGUCAAAAGGGUUUUUGAAAAUGAUUUGGAUAGGGCAGAUAAAUUUUUGACUGAAAAUGAGCUGAAAAUGUUGUUGAAAGAAGAAGAAGAUGAGGAGGAAGAAGAAAGUCUAAGAAAAUCAAUUGUUGGGUACUCAUCAUAUCCAUUGUAUCGAGAAGUAGCAAACAUGCUUAACCUAUGGCUGAAGCAUAAACACUGUCCUGUUCUAGACCUUCCACGCUUUGAUGGGCUUGAUGAGAGGAGCUACAGAGAAUGGAGAGCAGCAUCCCUCAAGUCUGUAACACCACUGCUUUUUGGGUUAGAGACCCUGUGGACUUCUUGGACCAGCCUGGAGAUUGAGUUUAGAGUGCGUGAUAUUUUGAUGCUGUUAGGCCUUCGAGGAAUUCUCGACCUGUUGGGGAUCAGGAAAACUGCGUGGAAUAAAAAUUUGCUGCCUCCGUCCAGAAAAUCAUUGGUUAAUUCAUUUACAGCUAAACACCACCCAAAAUAUGAGCUUUCAGUUGGAGCUAGAGCUUUAUCAAAGCAUCACCACAGAGACCGUUCAAAGUCAUUUUGGGGAAACUGCACCGGAUCAGAUUCAGCCAAAAAUGAACAUGCAAUGAAAAUACUGAAUAAAAUUUUGGAUAAUGCAGUGUGGAUCAACAUCUAUUGGUUGCCUCAUUAUAGUUGUAUAAUUGAGGUCCGGCAGAAUCAAGGCUAUGGCAUCAGAUGGUCUGUAGAUGGCUCCAGGUUUAGAGGUUUGUUAGAGCCUCCGAUGGUUAAUGGCCACGAGGUUGGGUGGAGACAUUAA
This is a messenger RNA of Candidula unifasciata, 837 nucleotides long. Lineage: Eukaryota; Metazoa; Mollusca; Gastropoda; Stylommatophora; Geomitridae. The record is from the annotation of a GenBank genome assembly.